This is a messenger RNA of Chroicocephalus ridibundus (black-headed gull), 3177 nucleotides long. Its product is annotated as torsin-1A-interacting protein 1-like. Gene Ontology annotation, cellular component: membrane. The transcript has 5 exons. Gene Ontology annotation, molecular function: ATPase activator activity. NCBI's taxonomy places the organism in Eukaryota, Metazoa, Chordata, Aves, Charadriiformes, Laridae. The record is from RefSeq and is a predicted model, not a curated record. Gene Ontology annotation, biological process: membrane organization. The coding region runs from base 44 to 1507 and encodes 487 amino acids.
GGGCGGCGGGGCGCGCGCGGGGCAACGGCGGGGCGCGCGGGCCAUGGCGGGCCUCCCGCUGUACCACGUGACGCCGCGGCGCCCCCUCCGCGCGCAGGCAGCGGAAGCGGCGGGUGCUGAUCCCGCCCCGCGGCGGGGCCGGCGGGAAGUGAGGUUCGCGGAGCCGCCCCCGCCGCGGGAAGGCGGCAGCUUCAGUCCCGAGCGGCGCGGAGAGGAGGCGUCCGCCGGGGCCGGUCGGGGCAGGGGGCGGCGGCGGCGGCGGUUGCGGCGCCUCGGCGGGGCGGCAGCGGCAGGAGCAGCAGCAGCGGGCAGGAUGGUGGGGGGGAGCGACGGGCAGGCUUCGCCUGACGCCACCGAGCUGAAGCGCAGGCGGAAGAGCCCCCGGUUGGCGGCGGCGGCGCGGGAGGAGGAGGCCGAGGCGGAGGCCACGGCCGAGCCCGGCCCCGGAGAGGCGCUGGAGGGAGAGGAGCAUCCCUUUGGGAAUCCAGACUCCUUGACCCGACCCCCUAUAAAAGCGUGUAGAGCGGCAGGCAGUUCUUCAAUUAACUUUCUUCAAGAGAAUCCAAUAAAGGAAAAAGCUUACGACAGUAAUGAACCCGAGAAACCCUCAGGCCAUCGACCAAACAUUCAUACACCGUUAAAAGAAAGAAAGGCUGACUUCCUAGAGAAAAAUCAAGAGCAUCAUACAAUUACACCACAGAAAAGGAGGAGCAAAUCUAAGAGAGGAUUUUGCAAGAUCUGGACUUUGUUACUCGGUCUGUUAAUUAGUAUCUUAUUGGCUUAUGUCCUGUGGAGUGGAAUCCCCAGUCUUCUGGAUGCAACUUUGUCAAGUAAAGAUACUCAAAUUCUGCAAGCAUUUCGGUCCCGGAUGAAGAAACUAAGAAAUACUUACCAAAGUCAGGACCCCAAUCUGUGGAAAAGAACCCACGUGUUCCUUGAAAAACAUCUUAAUGCUUCCCAUCUGCAUUUGGAGCCGGCCAUCUUACUGUUCACAGCUGGCCAAGAAGCUGAGAAAGCGCUGAGAUGCCUAAGUAACGAGAUUGCCGAUGCUUUUGCCUUCUCCCAGAAUGCUACUACAAUCAAAAUUAACGGGGCAGACAAAGCCAUAUUGGAUAGUGAUGCUGUCAAGCUGGAGGUAGAUGAUGAGCUCAGCUCUGGGUUCAAAGAAGGGAAGAAGGUGGCAGUGGUGCAUCGAUUUGAGUUACUGCCUGCAGGCUCCACCUUAAUCUUUUACAAGUACUGUGACCACGAAAAUGCAGCAUUUAAGGAUGUGGUUCUCCUGCUGACAGUUCUCCUGGAUGAGCAGUCGCUGAGAAAGAGCCUCACCUUGCAAGAAGUUGAGGAGAAAGUCCGGGAUUUCCUCUGGGCGAAGUUUACCAGAUCAGAUGUUCCUAGUUCUUAUAAUAGCAUGGACACAGAUAAGCUGAGUGGACUGUGGAGCCGUAUAUCUCAUCUUGUGUUGCCUGUUUGGCCUGAAAAGGGCCUUCCUGUGGAGGGAUGCGCAUAAAAGUUACUGGAGAGGACUCAGGAAAGGAGGAAGACAGAAAACUUAUGUUGCAAUGGCUGAACAGGGAAGAACUCACUGUCACUGCUGAGCUCAGGAAGCAUACAGUCCUUUCUGUGCAAAGAAAUUCCACGAACUGGCAGGGUCGUUUCUGGUAAAGUAACUGGGACUUCUCUAAAUCAACUGCAGAACUUGCUGGUUGUUGGUAAGUUGUGUUCAGUGACUUACUCAGGAUUGGUGUCCUGCAGCUGGAAGUAAGUGCCCACUGGCGCAGAACCACUCAUCGGCUUCCGAAGCUGUCUUGGUUCCCUAUUGGCUUUGCUAUGAGGAACCUUUUCUGGUGGUGUAUAAAGCUGGUAUCGUGUUUGACAAGGUAAUAGGAUGCAAAAACAUCACCUUCAUCUGCCAGCGUUGCUUACUUUUUUCUUCUAACGUAAGAAAAAUCAUAAACUGAAAAUGAUGAUAAAGUGAUGUGAGUCUAAGCACAAGCAUUUUCUUGAUCUAUUCGAUCACAACAUAGAUGUCAGCUGUCUCUGGUGACUUCUAGAAAUGGCAAAAUUGCUUGAAAGAUUUGUGAGACUUGUAGAGAACCUUUCAGCAAGCAUUUCUUCCUUAAAUGAGACUGCCCCAAACAGUUCUGGAAAGUGAGAAAAGCUGAGGUAUGAAGGAUUGCUUGAUGUUAGUAGUACUGACGUCAGUUAAAUAAUCCCUCGGCACCUCUUUGCCUCACUGCUUCCAGGAAUUCUCUGCUCUUUGUCAAAGUUCUGCAAGUCUUAAAAUUUGGAGGGGGAAUUGAUAAAAUGUCAGUCAUGUGUGUACUAAAAAUCUGUUACAGCUUCUUUCCAAACAAAAGUUUAGGAAGACAUAGGUUAUUUCUCAUUUUAAUAAGAUAAUUAUUUUUGCAUCAAGAGAAUUUAUUUAUUUGUGGUACUUGGUAUCCUAGAAAAAGAACCUUUCUUCAUGUGUCUGCAUAUAACCUGCUGCUUGCUGUAUAAGCUUCUAGUGAAGAACAGAUUAGCAAUGCAUGUUUUUAAAGUACAUUUUUAAGAGUGCCUCAUGCCAAGAAUCCCUCACACCAGACUAGAAACACGUACUUGUUUCGAUUGUAACUAUUUUGCAUUAAAAAAAAAAAGAGAAUUGCCGCACUUCCAUGUCAUUGCUGUUGGUGUAUGCUCUUGAACUAUUGGUCCGUGUGCAUUUGGUUUUAUUGAGUAUGAAGGAACGUGUGAAGACUGCUCUCAAAUUAAUAGGACAUUUUCUUGUAACAGCUGAGAGAUUAAUGGCUCUUGGACCCAUCCUUUAUUCACAAGCCCCUUGAGCUGUCCUGUUGCAAAAAGUCCUUCUUACCCAGGAAAAACUGUUGAGGUGCUGGAGUUUCUGGCUUCUUUGUGCCAGCAAAGGUUUGAGGUGUUACGUGGAAUGAACCAAAAUCAUCUUAAGCAUAUAAAAGAACACAGUUUGAGACACGCAAAGCUGUGGUCGCUUAAACCAGAGGUGGAUUUGUUCUAACCACUGAGAGGCAGCGAUGGAUAGUGCUUUUUAUUUUAAUGAGCAGAAAUAUAAACAGUGAAAAGACAUGGAAGUGCUGCUGUUUUGGGUGUUUAAGAAUAGCUCAGGAAGGAAAAGAUGGCAUUUACAUUUUGGACAUUUCACUGGACAAAUAUUUUUUUAAA